Molecule: messenger RNA, 1711 nt
Organism: Cavia porcellus (domestic guinea pig)
Lineage: Eukaryota; Metazoa; Chordata; Mammalia; Rodentia; Caviidae
Gene: Nxph4
Product: neurexophilin 4
Exons: 2
Coding region: 138-1061 (307 amino acids)
Molecular function (GO): signaling receptor binding
Source: RefSeq, a predicted model, not a curated record
CCGCGCUCCGCUCCGCUCGCUCAGUCCGCGGGCCGCGCCGCCCGCUCCGCAGCCUCCCGCCGCCCGGCAGCCCCGCGCCCCGCGCCCAGUCCGCCCUCCGGGGACCCGCCCUCCCGUCCGCUCGGCCGCCCGGGAAGAUGCGGCUCCCGGAAUGGAUCCUCUUGCUCCUCGGCCCGUGGCUCCUUAGGAAGGCCGUCAGUGCCCAGAUACCAGAUUCCGGAAGAUCGCAGUACCUGGAACUGCACCCAGCCCCGACCAGAGGGCGCACCCCUAGCCAACAGCUCCGGUUGCCUAGGUCUUCCGAAGGCCUGGGCACUGCCCGCGCCUGGAGCUGGGCCUGGCCGGCUAACCACACGGGGGCGCUGGCGCGGGCUGGGUCGGCCGGAGCGCUGCCCGCGCAGCGCAGCAAAAUGAAGCCGUCCAUCAAAGCGGCCCGCGCCAAAAAGAUCUUUGGCUGGGGAGACUUCUACUUUCGGGUGCAUACCCUCAAGUUCUCGCUGCUGGUGACUGGCAAGAUCGUGGACCAUGUGAACGGUACCUUCAGUGUGUAUUUCCGCCACAACUCGUCCAGCCUGGGCAAUCUCAGUGUCAGUAUCGUACCACCCUCAAAGCUCGUGGAGUUCGGGGGCGUUUGGCUGCCUGGGCCUGGUCCCCACUCUCUGCAGUCCACGCUGGCCCUGGAAGGGGUGCUUCCUGGGCUGGGGCCCCCACUGAGAAUGGCGGCUGCCGCUGCAGGUCCGGGGCUUGGAGGCUCCCUCGGAGGUGCACUGGCAGGCCCCCUCGGGGGUAUGCUGGGAGUGCCUGGGGCCAAAGAGUCCCGGGCUUUCAAUUGCCACGUGGAAUACGAGAAGACUAACCGCGCGCGCAAGCACCGCCCAUGCCUGUACGACCCUUCGCAAGUGUGCUUCACAGAGCACACACAGAGUCAGGCUGCCUGGCUCUGUGCCAAGCCCUUCAAAGUCAUUUGUAUCUUCGUCUCCUUCCUCAGCUUUGACUACAAACUGGUGCAGAAAGUGUGCCCAGAUUAUAACUUCCAGAGCGAGCACCCCUACUUCGGAUAGCGCCCCGGCCCCGGCUCCGGCCCUGAGCUUCCCGCCAAGUUCCAGCCUCCCCAGAGUAGGGUCCCUACCAGUUCAGUUGCCGGGUGGCAGCGUCCACACCUUCCGCACGGGGGCGGGGCGGGGGGAACAGUCCUCCCCGGAUGUCAGCCGGCACAGUUUCCCUUUCUCUUACCAGGAGUUCCCACGAGCCUGGGGUAGCAGCCCCAAAGUAGGCGGGGUCUCGAAGCGACCCCAGGGUCUACUGCUUGCCCACUGGAUCCCCUUCCAUCCUUGGCGCUGGGCUGGGCACUCCCUUUGCCCAAAGCUUUAAUAACGCCUGGCCCCCUCAUCAUGUCCUGACUUCUUCCAAAUGCCUAUCUUUCUCCUCCACCAUGUCCCCGCCUGCAGACUGUGAAGGCCCAUAAGCCUCGGGCUGUCCCCUUUCUCUGCUUGCCGUUUGCUGUCUGCCUUCUCUCCCAGCCUGCGGAAGCAGAGCUCCUAGCUGGGACGUUCAGCCCGGCCCCUACCCGUGCCCCUGCCCCUGCUCUUCCCACCCCAUUCUCACUCUUGCAGUCCAGCUCCACCUGACCUUGCCGGCUGCUGCUUCUCGGUAAUAUUUUUUUUUUCUACGCCAAAACAGAAAAGGGAACAAAAUAAAGUGAAAACCACUA